Molecule: messenger RNA, 559 nt
Organism: Pseudophryne corroboree (corroboree frog)
Lineage: Eukaryota; Metazoa; Chordata; Amphibia; Anura; Myobatrachidae
Gene: TINCR
Product: TINCR ubiquitin domain containing
Exons: 2
Coding region: 1-267 (88 amino acids)
Molecular function (GO): protein binding
Source: RefSeq, a predicted model, not a curated record
AUGGAAAAGCUAAGAAGAUGGAGUUUACAUUGGGUCAAAUUUGAGAUCCUAAUUCAUGUACCAGAGGAUUAUCAGAUGUUUCCUGUAACAAUCAGGCCAGGAGACACCAUUAAGGACCUUAGAGUUCACCUAGUAAAACAAGGAAUAACCUCAUGGAGGAAACAGUUUACCUACAAUGGGAAAGAAUUAGGAGAAUAUGAAACCAUUAGAGACCUCAAAAUAAAAAAUGGAGCUGUCAUUUUACUUGUUAAUAAACAUGAAAGGUAACUAAGACUGGACAGAUGUAACUGAAACUGGACUGAAUCUGUUGCAUAUCCCUGAAGAAGAUGUAUUCUGAGAUGGAGGAGGGUCUCCAUAUUUAAGGAGGUGCAUUGGUUACACAGUCCAUGUCUGAUCAGAGAGUCCUCCUAACUAAUACCACUUCAUAGAAGGCUACCACUUGAAGAUAUAGGAGAGGUACAUUCUGAUCCCAGGAAAUCGUAGCCACUUACCGGCUCCUCAUUCAAGGAUUUAGUCUGGACUUGUAUUUGCACUAAAAAAUUAAAUUGUUUGAUAUCUG